This is a messenger RNA of Giardia duodenalis, 303 nucleotides long. RefSeq lists its product as uncharacterized. The transcript has a single exon. Lineage: Eukaryota; Fornicata; Diplomonadida; Hexamitidae. The coding region runs from base 1 to 303 and encodes 100 amino acids. The record is from RefSeq and is a predicted model, not a curated record.
AUGCCCCGGAAGACCCGCGCGCCGCAGCCCCCGCAGCCGCCGCCCCACAAGAUUACCGACACGCCCGCCCCCAGCCCCGGGGGCAUCCUCGGCCCGGUCGCGCAGGCCCCGCUCUACAGCGAGGCCCCCCGGAUCUCGCCCCUUCGGGAAAUCCCGGCAGCCGAGCUCUUCCACCAGGAGGUGGACCUGGAGAUCCCCCAGUCACGCGGUGGUCAGCGCAAGCCUGCCCCCGCUGCAGACACCGUCGACAUCCAAAGGUUCGAUGCCUUCCAGUGCAUGCCGCCCCAGGCUUCGGGCCACUGA